CAAUCCAUUUUCAUUUACUCUAAAUAAAAACAACUGUUUAGCAAAUACCUCAACCAAGAUUUCAAGUGUUUUUCUCUUAAUGCAUAGGUUCUACAAAUAACUAAUUUCGUCGUGCCCAUUUAAUACAUUUUGGCUUUCCUUCGCACAAUUCGCAAGGUUAACUUCUCCGUAAAUGGAAUGGAACUUUAAAAACUACAAUUAAUCAUGGAUUUAAUCAGAAGAUCAUGGAAACUACAGGAAUUCGUCGCCCACAAGGCGAAUGUCAACUGUUUGGCCAUGGGACACAAAUCCAAUCAAGUGCUAGCCACUGGAGGCGAUGACAAAAAAGUUAAUCUGUGGGCCAUUGGCAGGCAAAGCUGUUUGAUGAGUUUGAGCGGGCACACAACGCCAGUAGAAUGUGUGUGUUUUGGCCACUCUGAAGAUUUAGUCUGUGCUGGCUCGCAGACUGGAGCUCUGAAAAUAUGGGACUUGGAGGCAGCAAAACUACUCAGAACAUUUACUGGACACAAAGGAGCUAUCAAGUGUAUGGAUUUCCAUCCAUACGGGGAUUAUUUAACCACCGGCUCUUGUGACAAUAAUAUCAAACUGUGGGACACAAGGAAAAGAGGCUGUAUUGUGACAUAUUCCAGUCACAGACUUGCUGUAAACAGUUUGCAGUUUAGCCCUGAUGGACAAUGGAUUGCCUCAGCAUGUGAAGAUGGUAUUGUCAAAGUGUGGGAUGUUCGAGUGGGCAAGGUUCUGCAGGAGUUCAGAGAGCAUGCAGCAGCAGUGACUUGUGUAAAGUUCCACCCCCACGAGUUCCUCCUGGCUAGCUGCGGUAUAGACAGGACUGUCAACUUCUGGGACAUGGAGAAAUUUCAAUUGGUAUCUAAGUUUGAAAAGGAGAACACUUCUAUUAGGUCUAUGGUAUUUAGCGAGGAUGGCACAACUCUUCUGGGGUGUGGUAAUGACGGUCUCCAUGUGAUUGGCUGGGAGCCCGCUCGAGUAUUUGACACUGUACAUGGGCACUGGGGCCAAAUACAUGACAUCACAGUUGCCCAUACACAACUUAUUGCUGGGUCAUUCCAUUCAACAUAUGUGUGUUUGUCAGUGGUUGAUCUCAGUAAGGUACAUCCAUUUGGAGGGCCGCCGCCAGUGACACCACCUAUGGUACGAGAUUUGUCGCCCUUCCAAAAAGGACAGUCUGUCAGGAAAAGUUUCUCGAAGGAAAAACCAUCUAAAGAAGUGAUCCAUAAGUCAACGCCCCUGGAUGAGAAGACCGCGGAGGAGUCGACGUCCGGCACCGAGGCGGACGAGGAUGGCGCGGUCAUAUCCAACAUCCAUGACUACACAGAAAUCUUUCGGCCUUCCAGGGCAUUGAAUCGUACGCCACCACCAGCAACUAGUUUAUCAUCUGAAGACUACUCAUUGCCAGCCGAGGAGGGCAUGGGCAAGGCCAGUGCGGGGCUGGGCACGUCCCUGCGCGACCUGCUGCUGGACGAGCCGCCGCGCCCCGCGCCGCAGCCGUCGCCGCCGCAGCGCCACCGCGCCGACUACUCGCGCAUACCCACCUCCACUACCGGCAAAGCGGAGCCCUACUCUAGGCCGGUGGAAAACAACGCUAAAGAGGAUAACACAUUCACAGCGCCGCCAAAGCCUGCUUGCCGGGACUAUGUCAUGCCUCAGCCUCACGCCGCCAACUCACUUAACCGACAUAACUCAUGUAAAGAAUCUAAAUCUACCGACAUGACAGCAGGGAACCUAUUAAGAUCCAGCAAUAGUGAGAUGUCAUUAGUUCAACCGUCACUAGGACCACGGUCUCUUUCAUUUACCAGGACGUCUUCAGAAACAACAAGGCGACGAGUAGAUAAUAUAGUGAGGGAGAGUGUGGUCGUGUCUCGGCCUACAGAUACGGAUGAGCCGGAGUUCGUGCCCUGCGCCACAGACAGGCCCGUCGGAUUGGACCUCGACGAAUUUUUACCAAGGGUGGGCGGCGCGCGGCGCGGCGUGCGCGGCGGGCCCGAGCCCAGCGAGCAGGAGGUGCUGGGCGUCAUGAUGCGCGGACACGACUCCAUGAUGGCCGUGCUCAGCGCCAGGCAGCGGGCGCUACAGAUAUUCCAUUCAGUUCGAGUCAAUAAAAAUUUGAAAAUUGCCUUAGAAUCAGUAAUUGCUCUGGAGGAUACAUCAGUAAUUUUAGACAUUUUGAACGUCAUGGCGCAUAAACCGUCACUCUGGAAUUUAGACAUUUGCCUUUUAAUGCUUCCUAAAAUAUACGAAUUAUUGCAGAGCAAAUAUGAAUCGUACAUGCAAUGCGGCUGCAACGCCCUCCGGCUGAUCGUGCGCAACUUCUCGUCCGUGGUGCGCGCCAACGUGUCGGCGCCGGUGCGCACGCUGGGCGUGGACAUCCCGCGCGAGGAGCGCUACGCCAAGUGCGCGCAGAUCCACCGCCUGCUGCUCGACGUGCGCGCCUUCCUGCUCAAGCGGCAGACGCUGCAGGGCCGGCUCGGCGCCGCCUUCCGAGAUCUCCACACGCUCAUGCAGCAGGGGCUCGACUGACCGUCGCAAUCGCGGCUUGGUUAUAUUACAUACCAUAGACGAGAGCUAUAGUACACGUAUACAGGCCUGUCGAGACGGCGACAAUUUUUCGCCAAUCUGAUUUAAUUGUCCGAUCAAAUCAGGUGGUGCGGACGCAAACGCCAAUUUGGCUCGCCGAAUUCGAGCGCUGAUUAUGAUCGAUAUUAAGGCCGUAACACACUAUCUUUCUCGCUCUUACUUAUCGGUGCGUCGCACAAUGACCUUGGUGCGGAGCGAUAGUCUGUUACCACUAUUACCGAUAAAAUGGAGGUGCGGACGCAAGAAUACCAAUUUGUGACGCUAAUAUUCGCGUUUGGGGGCCUUUUAUUAUUUUAGAGCGCUCAAAUAUCACCAUAAAUCUAAAAUUGGUAAAUGUGGCCAAAUUGAUCGGACAAUUUAAACAGAUUGGCGAAAAAUUGUUCCCGUCUGGACAGGCACUACCGUUGAAUAUAAAGGCCCCUGUAUACAAUGGGCCAGCGUGGACCAGUCUGGGGGACGCAUUUAUUUGUUAGAGGGAGCAAGUGAUAUUGCUAUCUCAUUCUACCGCAUGGCUGCGUCCCUUGGACUGGCCGGCGCUGGCCCAUUGUGUACAGGGGCCUUAAUAGUGUUUACAAACGGCCCCCGCGCACCGAGACCGUUAGGCCCCAUUCGCACGACAGCUUAAAAAGCGUUGCGUUAAAACCCGACGUUGGCGCUUUUUUACCGUUUCCAAUAUUUGUGUUCAUAUGAACGCUUAAAAAUCACUUGUGAGUCGUACUGCCACGUACGCAUCUCAGCAAAGCCAUACUUUAUUUGCUAUUACGACGUAUUAUUUGAAUAUAGCUUGAAUAUUUCAGGAAUUUGUAAGCAUAUGUUGACAUUUUUAAGGUGAAACCAUGGUGAAACUAAUAAUAAUCUUGACGAUUGACACCAAAAAUUGACACUUGACAGCCAACUGACAGCAGCGCCGGCGCUUUUUUAACGCUUGUGAGAACAGAUACACGGAGUUCCGUAUGGUCUAUUCAAUUUGACGCCAACGCUCAACGCCGAAAAUCGAACAGUGCUCGAUAAAAAAGCGCCGCGCUUAAAAACCGCCUUCGUGUGAAUACAUACAUGGUUAUCCAUUUGUGUCAUUCAAACGCUUUUUUAACGCGCGUUGAAAAAGCUGCCGUGCGAACGGGGCCUUAAGGACGCAGUUAUAAGUGAGAGCGAAAAAGAGAUAUUUUGACAGCACCAAGGUCGAGGUCCGGUACGCCCGUCUGUAAUGGCUUUAACACGGAACCUAACUUUACUCUACUUCUUAUGUCUAUACAUACCAUGCAUUUUUAAGUGGCAUUUUAAUUAAGUAUUAAAUUGCUGUGUUUUGUGAGUCCUUCCAAGCGACAUUUUUUACGGUACUGCCUUUUUGGUUUCCUGACUGGCAAAGAGACUUAAAUAUGUAAGAUUUUAGUUUUUAUCUAAGAAACCUACGAAUAUGUAUAAUUUUAUAGAGAGUAUUCCUCAUACCCGCAUUGAAAUGAAAAAGUAUUAAAUUUGUCAUCAAAGGAAUUUAAAUUUAAACGGGAAUAAUUCCAUGUUAAUCAUUACUGUCAUUAGUUUUAAUCUAACUCCAAUUGUUUCUUAAAUUCCGUCCUUCUUUAGUUACAACGCCCCAUUAGUAAUAAGUAGGUAUUUAGUAUGAUUUUAUAAAUUAACAAAUUGAACUAUCUAUGUCAUGAGACUCAUUAUAUUUUAUAAAAUAACUAUACUCAAUAGCGCAAUCGUUUUCAACACUGGUUAGUAUUAGUCCCCCUAUCACUUAUUAUUAUUUAGUGGAAUGUUUUCAAAACCAACUCCAUUAUGAUUAUAACAUGUAACACAUUAACUUAACUAUGGUCAUGGUCAUGACAAAAAAAAACUCCUAAAUUUGGGGUAUCCAGUAUCUUUAGGUAUUUAAAUAAAAGCAAAAGAACAAUUUGUACGUUUCUGGGUAGUUAUAACAUUUUUGGGUUAACCAACCAAAUACAAAACCUCCUGGAUCUGUCACUGAACGACCUGACUUUAACCUACAUUAUUUGAUCAUGGAAUGUGGCUCCUUAAGCCAGUUGAGGGUAGAUUUUGUUUACUUUUAUUCACAUAGUAAAGAUACAGAGUAUAGAUCCAGACACAUUUUACAAAAUUUUAUAGGUAAGUAAGUACAUACUUUUCAGGCCAAACACAUUGAAUUGUGUUAGGUUAGGUACCUUUAUUAUAAUGGCGACUGAUAGAUUUAUUUCGGUUUACAUCAGUGAUUUUGAUGCAUCCUCAUCUGAUGCAAAUGCAACCAUAUCAGGUUUGAGCUCAUUAGGAAUAUCUAAAGCAGCGUUUCCCAGACUAUGGGUAGCGAGCGAAUAUUGAGUGGGCCCUGAAACUACUAGGGAAUGCACUAAUAUUUAUUUUAUGCCCCCUUUUUAAGACAGCCAGGUGGGUCCCGAAUUUGGCAGAUUUUGUUAUGUGGGUCGGAGCUCAGUCCACUUUCGGAACCACUGGUUUAAAAGAUUAAUCAAUAGAUUUCCAAAAGAAAGUAAGCCACCUUUUGGACCAAAAAUAAUUGUCAGAGUUUGAUAUGAGUGACAUAAUAAUAUACGCUGGAUAUUUUUCUGGACUGGUUAGGUAAACAUCAGUGCGAAGUUUACAUUAAAGCCCAGCACCAACUCGGGGUUGCAUGGGUCUAGAGAUGAAGGGAGAGGAAAAUGGAUAUGUGUAUUGCUUUAAGGCUUUUAUGGUUUGUGUUGAUUCUAGGCAUCUAGGUCCUUUGCUGACAUGAAAAAAAGAUACAGUCAACUGGCAUGACAGAAUGUUUGUUGAAUAAAACUUUUACAUCCAUGUCCAAUUUGGUAGAUGCAAUAGUUUUAUCAUCUAUGUAUGUAGAGUAGUUGUACAGAGAAUUACACACGCAUGUUUUAAUUUAAGUAAUUAGACAACAAAUUAUAAUUGAAUAGACUGAAUAAUCAUGUAAAAACUUAACAAAAUAAUUAUUUAACUUCCAAGAAUAAAUCAACUGAAAUAAAUACCAUUUUCAAUAUC
Messenger RNA from Cydia splendana, 5577 nucleotides. Its product is annotated as katanin p80 WD40 repeat-containing subunit B1. The record is from RefSeq and is a predicted model, not a curated record. NCBI's taxonomy places the organism in Eukaryota, Metazoa, Arthropoda, Insecta, Lepidoptera, Tortricidae. The transcript has 16 exons. Gene Ontology annotation, cellular component: katanin complex. Gene Ontology annotation, biological process: microtubule depolymerization; microtubule severing. The coding region runs from base 205 to 2535 and encodes 776 amino acids. Gene Ontology annotation, molecular function: microtubule binding.